Molecule: messenger RNA, 444 nt
Organism: Fusarium tjaetaba
Lineage: Eukaryota; Fungi; Ascomycota; Sordariomycetes; Hypocreales; Nectriaceae
Exons: 2
Coding region: 1-444 (147 amino acids)
Biological process (GO): mitochondrion organization
Cellular component (GO): mitochondrion; nucleus
Source: RefSeq, a predicted model, not a curated record
AUGCCUCGUCAACGAUCCGUCGGCCGCGCUCCUUCGCGCCCUACUGCUGCUGCUCCCAAGCCUGCUCCUCAGCAGACUCGCCCUGCCACCACCCACGCUGCUCCUCCCGCUGCGGCUCACCCUCCCGCCCAGGCCAUGCCUCCUCAGGCUGCCGGUUCUCAGGGCCCUGGACUGUUCGGUCAAAUGGCCAGCACUGCUGCUGGUGUCGCUAUCGGUUCCUCAGUAGGCCACGCCAUCGGCGGUCUCUUCUCCGGCGGUUCCUCCGAGGCUGCUGCCCCCGUCCAGGCCCAGGCCGCUCCUCAAGAGCAGUCCUGGAACCAGAACAACUGCGCUGGUGUCGCGCAGAACUUCACAAAGUGCAUGGAUGAGAACAACGGAAACAUGCAGAUCUGCAACUGGUACCUUGAGCAACUCAAGGCUUGCCAAGCCGCCGCUGGUCAGUAA